Papaver somniferum (opium poppy) is the source of this 872-nucleotide messenger RNA. Its product is annotated as chaperone protein ClpC1, chloroplastic-like. The record is from RefSeq and is a predicted model, not a curated record. NCBI's taxonomy places the organism in Eukaryota, Viridiplantae, Streptophyta, Magnoliopsida, Ranunculales, Papaveraceae. The transcript has 2 exons. The coding region runs from base 262 to 750 and encodes 162 amino acids.
UUGGUAUCUCGCCAAUAUAUCCCAAUUUCUUCUUCUCCAUCUCCUUCAACGGCGGCUCAAUCUUCGACAUCUCAGGAAGCUCUUGAGAAAAAGUUUGCACCACAGACAAGGGCUCACAAGAUGCACUUUCAAAGGGAACUGCAUAAUCUUAGUAAAGGAUUCCACUUUUUAAUAUAUGUUCUCUAUAAAUACGUACAAGUCCAUGUUAGUAUUGCUUAACUUGGUGGCCAUAUCGUUUUGGUGUGGCAUCCUAUCAGAACUAUGGACGGAGCUCUUGUUCAAUUGACACACAUUAUUGCUGCUUCUGUAUAUGGCAACAGUCAGAACAGGAAACAAAGAGGAGUAUCCAACAGACUGUUAUGUAACAGAACUGUUCAAAUGCGAAGUGGGUUGAGCAUCUCAGCACCAUCGUUGUCUUUGUUAAUAGGAGGAACAGGUUUUAAUAAACUUCAACCGAUAUCUAUAUCUGCAUCCCGUGGUAGGGGUACUCGGUAUGUUGCUAGAGCUAUGUUGUCGUCGUUUGAGAAAUUCUCAGAAAACUUGAGUAGUAGAUUCACAGCCAAGGGUAUUGAAGUUAUCAAGUUAGCACAUGAAGAAUCGCGACGGAUGGGUCAUAACUAUGUUGGUACUGAGCAGAUAUUGCUAGGCCUUAUCUCCCAAGGAACUGGUAUUGCUGGAAAGGUUCUUAAAUCUAUCGGAAUCAGUUCAGAGGAUGCUCGCGUGGAAGUAGAAAAGAUUGUUAAAUUAUAACAAAACAUCAUGAAAUAAAAGUAACCAACCUUCAAAUGAUGCUUCUUCUACCCUUGGAACAAGGAAGAUACAAAGAUUUGAGGUUCUUCUCUAAUAAUCUUCAAAUUUCUACCCAAUUCUAA